AUGAUUAGUGAUGUGUCGAAUAUAAAAGAAGAGGAAUCAUAUUCUUCGAAAAAAGAUGAAUGUAGUUCAGAAGAAAAAAAAAAUAUAUCAUUAACAGCUAGCCAUAAAAAUGAAGAAUCGGAAGAAAAUGUAGAAGAUAAAGAAGUAAAAGAAGUAGACAAAAAACAUCUGGAACUUAAAGAGAAAUUAAAAAUGUGGAAAACUAGUGUUUCUAAACAAAAUGACUGUAUGAAUAAAAAUGAAAUUGUCCAACUAGCUAAAAUGAAUGAUAAAGAAAAAACUAGAGAAGAAAUUAAAAGAAGAUUAGAAAAAUAUAAAAGAGAACAUAAAAUAUAUGAUGAAGAUGAGGAGGAAAAUGAUGAAGGGCAUGAUAAUAAAUAUUUUAAAAAUAAAAAUAAUUCGAUAUAUACAUCAAAAAAUGAGGAUAUUAAUAAAUAUUAUUCAAAAAAGAAUAAUAAUAAAAAAAAAAAAAAAAAAAGUACAAGUCAUAGUUCUUCAGAAAAUCAUAGUAUAAAAUAUAAUGAUAAAAAAUAUUAUCGAAGUAAAAGUAUUGAUAGUAAUAAUAGUAGUUUUUCUAAAAAAAGAGAAGAUAGUCAUUACAACAAAAAAAAAAGAAAGCAUUCAUCUAAUAAUAAUUAUAUGGAUUACCAUAAAGAUAAAAAAAGAGAUAAUCAUAACAAAAGAAGAAGAUCAUAUAGUUAUUCAUCUAUUUCUGAUAUUGUUGAAACAAAAAAAAAUAAAAUAAAAAAAAAAACAAAUAAUGUUAUAAAUAGUGAUAAUAAUAGUAAUAGUAAUAGUAGUAGUAUUCGUAUUAGUAAUAGUAAUAGUUAUAGUAGUAAUUAUAAAAAUCAUAGGAAGAGUCACUCGAAUGAUUCCUAUAAUGAUAAUUCAUCGUAUAAAAAAAGUAAAUCGAAAAAAUCAUAUAAAUAUGAUAAUAAACAUAGACAAUCUAAAUAUAAUAAUAACAAUAAUAAGAAUGAUCAUCAUAUGUUAAAAUAUUCUCAUGAUGACGAUUUAAAUAAUAAACAUAUAAAAAAACAUAAAGAUCAUGUACAUCAUUAUAAUCAUAAAGACACAGAUAAAAAUUCAAAAUAUUUAUAUAACAAUAUAACAAAAGAAAGAAUCGAAAAAAAAUAUCAUAGAAUACCAUUAGGAUAUCAUACUACAAAAGAAUCUUGGAAUAAUUACACACAAUGGUUACAAAAAAAAAAUGAUUAUAGGUUUAGUUUACCUUUUGAUGAACAUAAAAUAUUUAGAAAGUCUAGUUCUCUCUCUCCAACUACGUGGGAAAAUUUUGUUAAUCCUUCAGAAGAGGAUGAAAAAGAAGAAAAAAAAGAAAAAGAAAAAAAAAAAGAAAAAGAAAAAAAAAAAGAAAAAGAAAAAAAAAGAGAAAAAGAAAAAAAAAAAGAGAAAAGAAAAAAUAGUCGAUCAUCAUCACACGAUUUAGCAUCCAUUUUUAUGUCGUGUACAACUGAUGAAAAAAAUUCUAAUAAAAGUUCAAGUCGCAGUGUUGAAAAGGUAGAAAAAGAUAUAGAUAAAAAAAAAAAGCAUAAACAUAAACAUGACCAUAAACAUAAACAUAGACAUAAACACAAACAUAAAUCCAAACAUAAAUCCAAAGAUAAAUCCAAAGAUAAAUCAAAAGAUAAAUCAAAAGAUAGAAGAAAGCAUAAAAAAAAGAAAAAGAAAAAUAAAGAAAAAGACAAAAAAAAUAAACAUCAUUCUGAAGAAUCAUCGUCAGAUACUUACAAUAGAGAUAAAAAAAAAAAAGAAUCUGAUGAAUCCUCAAAUGAGGAAGGAUCCUCUACUUCAGCAACAUCCUUAUCCUUCCUUUGUGAAGGAUAUGAUUCAUUAGAUGAUAAUAAAUAUUUAAUAAGUAAUCAUAAAUUAAAAGAACAACAAGAAGAUGAUGUUAAUAAAAAGUUAUUAAAAGGAAAUGAUAACCAUUUAAGUGACUCAAGUCAAAAUAGUAAAGAAAAUUCAAAUAAAAAUAAAGAGAAGAAGAAAAAAAAGGAAAAGGAAAAAAUAAAAAAAAAAGAUAACAUCGAUGAAGAAGAAGAUACAGAAAAUAAUAUUGAUGAUAAAAAUUAUACAUAUAAACAAAAUGAAGAAAUGAAUAACAAUGAGUCAGAUAAUUCAUCAGACAAUGAAAGUAUAGGUCCUAAACCUUUAGAUGUUAAUGUAAAGCUAGCUACAAAACAAAUAGAUUAUGGUGUUGCUAUGAUGCCAGGAGAAGGACAAGCAAUAGCUCAAUUUGUUCAGAAAGGUAAGAGGAUACCAAGAAGAGGAGAAGUUGGUUUAUCAGCUGAAGCUAUUGAAAAUUUUGAAAGCCUUGGUUAUGUUAUGAGUGGAUCAAGACAUAAAAGAAUGAAUGCUAUUCGUAUGAGAAAAGAAAAUCAAGUUUAUAGUGCAGAAGAACAAAGAGCAUUAGCUAUGUAUAAUUAUGAAGAGAGAGCUAAUAGAGAAAAUGCUUUAAUUAAUGACUUAAAAGAAAUAUUAAGAAAACAAAAUGAAAGUAUAUUAUCAGAAGAGAAAAAUGAAUAA
This is a messenger RNA of Plasmodium adleri (nom. inval.), 2544 nucleotides long. Its product is annotated as heat shock protein 86 family protein. The coding region runs from base 1 to 2544 and encodes 847 amino acids. Gene Ontology annotation, biological process: regulation of gene expression. Gene Ontology annotation, cellular component: nucleus. Gene Ontology annotation, molecular function: chromatin binding. The record is from RefSeq and is a predicted model, not a curated record. The transcript has a single exon. Lineage: Eukaryota; Apicomplexa; Aconoidasida; Haemosporida; Plasmodiidae.